UUCUUUUCCCGGAAAUGAUUGGUUGGCAUUGGAAACCGUAGCGUUGUAGCCCGCUAGCGGUGUAAUCAGUCUGUGAUAAAGAAAUCAAAAACGAAAGUUUUAAAAGAAUUCAUCUGAGAUUAUUCUACACCUUUGCGUAUUUCUCAUCCUGACUAUUCACCAUAGAGGAGCCAAGAGUGAGUGCAGACUGCAAACAGAAUGACCAGAUGCUGUUAUCCAAAGCAACUUACAAGUCAGAAAAAAACAAAACAAAUAUUAACAGCACAUGCAGCAAAGGAUGGUGAAUAGUUACAAGCGGACUUCAAGCCCCCGGUCACCUACCAACAGUGGGGAACUCUUCACUCCAGCACAUGAGGAAAAUGUGCGCUUUAUCCAUGAAAGUUGGCAGUGUGUGCUCAGAGACAUCAGAUCAACACAAAAUAGCGAACGCAGUGACCGUGGACCACAGGAAUAUGUGGAGAAGAACCCAAAUCCUAACCUACAUGCUUUCACACCAGUGGACCUGAGUGACCUCAAGAAACGCAUCACACAGGACUCUAAGAAAUCCUAGUCUUUAUGAUGGUCCAACAGAUUUUCUUCCGUCUGUUAUCCUUGAGAACUUUGCUCCAUCAACCCUCUGUCAACCAGAAAGUCAGCCCUCUUGGACACUCAAAAUGCCAGUUUCUUUUCUACAUUAAGGACCAUAGUUCUUAUUCUCUCUCUCUCUCUCUCUCUCUCUCUCUCUCUCUCUCUCUCUCUCUCUCUCUCUCUCUCUCUCUCUCUCUCUCUCUCUCUCUCUCAGCUAUGAAGAAAAGGUCUGGGACUUCAGGGAGUUUAAAGGGGGUGUAUUAACACUGCAUUGCAUAUGUUCAUUGUUAAUGGAACUGAUGCAGAGUUUCAUCACAAUUUGCUGACAUGUUGAAGCUGAGGUACAAACUGUUGACGCUCUCCAUGAGUCACAAAAGACUGCAGUCUUACAUGCGAAACCUCUUCUUGGCUAAUACAACUUACAUGACUGGUGGAAAAUGUGAAAGGGCUGACUUAUUUUUAUUUUUUAUUUUAUUUUUCGAAGAUAGUUUGAUAGAUAAAUUGUAGAAGUAUUGAAAUGGCCACGUGGGACACAAAUUUUAUGGACAAGUUUUGGAAGCCAAAUGCAGCGUAAAAGGCCAAGCUUUUUAUUCUGAAAUCCCAUUGUCCGAAAAUGGACUUUGAAAAGUAAAGUCCACCCAGAGUUUGCUGCCCUUGAUUAAUUCCUCAGAAACUUGGCAACAAAAUGUUAAAUAAAGGACUUUUACAGUA
Molecule: messenger RNA, 1278 nt
Organism: Thalassophryne amazonica
Lineage: Eukaryota; Metazoa; Chordata; Actinopteri; Batrachoidiformes; Batrachoididae
Gene: mcrip1
Product: MAPK regulated corepressor interacting protein 1
Exons: 6
Coding region: 266-550 (94 amino acids)
Source: RefSeq, a predicted model, not a curated record